This is a messenger RNA of Prorocentrum cordatum, 912 nucleotides long. The record is from the annotation of a GenBank genome assembly. Lineage: Eukaryota; Dinophyceae; Prorocentrales; Prorocentraceae.
AUGGCGGUUGCCGGAGGUGCCCCCUCCGCUGACGCGGCGGGGCCGACAGAUUUGGUUGAGCUGCUGGCCGCGCUGAUGCCGCUGGCAGCGGCACUGCCGCCAACAGGGGCGGGCGCGUCGGCCGUGGACGGCAUCGACGAGGCGCUGCACGACGCCUGCGCUGUCGGCGCGCUCCUCCUCUCCGAGGCGCUUCGCCCCGCCGAGGUGCCGCCUGGCGAACUCCUGCUCGGGGUGCUGGAGCUGCUCGGGACCGCGCCCGGAGCGCGCGGCGGUGCCUGCCAUCUGGAGCUCCUCGCGACCCUGACGGAGUGCGUGGCGGCCAGGGCGCAGGCGCUCGGGCCAGCAGGCGUGGCAUCGUGCCUGCACGCCGUGGCGAGGUCCCGGGCUCUGGCGUCCCUGGGCUCGUCGCGCGCCGCGGCCGGCAGCACGGCCGCGGAGGCGGCGGCGGCGGCGUGCAGGCGUGCUCGCGCCUUCUGCGGCAUGCCGGAGGAGCCGGCGACUGCCCCGGGCCCCGGAGCCGGCCCCGGGGCGCCGUCGCGGUUGCCCCCAGCGGCCUCGGAGCUGCUGCGCGCGCUGCUGCUGUGGGACCGGCGGCUGUCUGCGGCGGAGGCGGCGCGCGGCGCCCACUUCUGCGCGCUGGCGCUGGACUGUCCCGCGUUCGGCGAGGAGGAGCGGGGACAGGCGCGUGCCGGGCUAUCCCAACUGCUCCGACGGCUGUCCUGGGAGCGGAGGCGCUGGUCGCCAGAGGACCGCGGCCUGAUCGCCAGCGUGGGGGCGCUGCUGCGCUCGGAGUUCCCGGAGCUCCUGCGGCCGCCCUUUGCGGGGCGCUCGGUCCUGGCGAUGCUGGAGGAGUUGCGGGGCGAGCGCACCGUGACCGCGGCAGCCAAUGCGCCCAUCGGCCGUUCGACAUGA